GGCGGAGUGUCCGCUUGCCAUCUGAAAGUACCAACCUCAGAUUCCAACACGUUACAUAGGCUUUUAACCGUUUCCUCUUUCUGCUUUUUUCCUCUUGCUCAUGAGUUGCUAGAUGUGGGCGGGGACAGUACAGGCGUUUGCAGCAGGGUUUAAAAGGAAGCUGCUACAAGAGUGUCCAAACAGUGAAGCCUCCUCUGUGUAAAGCUGCAGUGGCUUCGAAAAGAAGAGCAGAAAGAAAGAAGGGCUAAAAGGAAGAAAAAAAAAAAAGCAAGGAAACAGCAACAUCCCUCAGGGGAAUUCCAAGGAGGCUACAAGUCAAACAAAACAGCUAAAAGAACUUUUCUUCAUCUGCCAGAAUCAGCUAUUAUUAAGUUUUUCUUUGACCAACAGCUGAAUUUUCGAAGCAGUCUGAAUUUAGGCAGCAUCAUCUGUGAAAUCAAUUUGAAAAAAAAAAAAAAAACAAGGGAGCUUCUAUUUGCAGAAGGAGAAUCAAAUUUUUACUGGAUUCCCCAUCACCACCAAAGAAUUGCGUAGCCUUUUUCUGAAGCACAACCAUCCACAAUGAGCUCUGAGCAACUGGUGAACGAUGUGGAGAAAGGGAGCAUAGUUGUAAUCCAGGAACCCUCCCAGAAAAAUAACCACUGGAAGUGUCUCAGCAUCUGUUCCUUCUUGCUUCUGAUUGGGGCCGUAACCGUGUUUGCCCUCUUGCAACUGGACGCAUUUGGAUCGUCUGAAAAGGAGAACUCUAAACUACAGGGAAAUUCAUUUUCUGAACAUCUGCCAGACACAAUGAAAGUACAAGCCUUGAAGUCUGGAAAACCAGCUGCCCAUGCUAUUGCUUCUUCCCAUCAUUCACCACAACUGAAGUGGACUACAGAUGUGCUUCCUUCCAUUCUGGAGAAUGGCAUGCGGCUGGAUGAGAAUGAAAACUCCCUUAUUGUGCCUUCUACUGGAUUGUACUUUGUCUAUUCUCAGCUUUUGUUCCACAAAGACCACUGCAAAAAGCCUCUUCUGCUCACCCACAACAUCACCCUCUGGUCCUCAGAGUUCAGCUUCGAGGUAGAAUUGCUAAAAUCCAUUAAAUCUGUCUGUGAAGAUGCCUCCAGCGAUAAAAAAUUGUGGUUUGAAUCUAUUUAUCAAGGGGCUGUCUUCAAGCUGAAUAGAGGAGACCGCUUGCUGUCCAAAACAAAUCUCCCUGAAUUUCUGGACUUCACUCAUUCAACCCAGAUUUAUUUUGGGGUCAUUGCUAUGUAAGAAAAAAGACUUUAUGAUAACAACCACAUGUUUGUAAUUCAUGUACUUCAUGUAUCUUCAUGGGGGGGGGGUUCAGCUUAUAGAAAGAUCCCCAAAACUUAUUUGUAGGCAGGCAGUAUAAGCAUCAUUAGUGUGAGUCGCUUUUAAAUGGUCUAAACUUUUUAUUUAUUAAUAUUUAUUUAUUGAGCUUCUAAUAUAAUCUUGAAACUUCAAGCCUUUUUUUUUCCCCUGUGUCGGAGAUCCUUGCAAAAAGAGACUGCACUUUUACCGGCAAUGAAUGCAUACACGUGGAACAAUGUAGUUGUGAUUCCCCAUUAAGUGGGUUCAUGUUGAUGAACCUAUGUUUGGGGUAUUGUAAAAAUGCGUGUGUGGCUAUCUCUAAGCAGGAUUUCCAUUCCUUUGACUCCCAAUCUAGGUUAAGAUUUGAAUAUUUACAUAUAUAUAUAUACAUAUAUACUAUGUAUAUGUGAUAUUAUUUGAUUGUGUUGAUUUAACCAUGUAUAUUACAUGAAUUAUCCUGAAUUUUGGGUAGUAGAUAAUACUGGGCUAUGGAUCCUGGUAUUUGUUCCCCAGCCAACAGUACAGUCCCAUCCAAGUUUAUUUGGAAAGCUCCUAACAUUCUCUCUUGGAUUGUACUGUUUCAGUCUGAUGUCGGAAAGUCUGACAUUUUUGGUAUUUCAUUGGCACCUUACAGGUUUUCUGCAGAAAUGCCUUACAUUACUGUACAGGGUUGCCAUGAAAAAAAAGGUUUUUUUAAAGUAUUAUAAAUAUAUAUAUUUUACUAGCACAUGGCUUAUUUAUUUAUUUAUGUAUUUAUUUAUUUGUCUAUUUAUUCUGUUCUGAAUCUCUGCUCAGCAGAAAGUGAAAACACAUUUUGUUAAGAUAGAGACAUGUACCUUGGCUUGACUCUGUAUUGAAAGAUCUCUUUGAAUGAGGCCAAACAAUAAAAUGAAAUUUUGAAAUGGA
Crotalus tigris (Tiger rattlesnake) is the source of this 2220-nucleotide messenger RNA. RefSeq names its product tumor necrosis factor (gene TNF). Gene Ontology annotation, molecular function: CD40 receptor binding; tumor necrosis factor receptor binding; cytokine activity. The transcript has 4 exons. The record is from RefSeq and is a predicted model, not a curated record. The coding region runs from base 562 to 1254 and encodes 230 amino acids. Lineage: Eukaryota; Metazoa; Chordata; Lepidosauria; Squamata; Viperidae. Gene Ontology annotation, biological process: extrinsic apoptotic signaling pathway via death domain receptors; immune response; tumor necrosis factor-mediated signaling pathway. Gene Ontology annotation, cellular component: cell surface; membrane.